Molecule: messenger RNA, 677 nt
Organism: Daphnia carinata
Lineage: Eukaryota; Metazoa; Arthropoda; Branchiopoda; Diplostraca; Daphniidae
Product: keratin-associated protein 19-2-like
Exons: 6
Coding region: 121-510 (129 amino acids)
Source: RefSeq, a predicted model, not a curated record
UAAAUAGCCACUGGAAAUCGACGGAACAGCAUCAGUUUUCUAGCAGCAGCAAGCAAAGUCUCAGUAGCAGCUUUCGGCAAGCCAGCAGCGCAGCUUAUUUCUUUUAAUUAAAAAAAAAAUAUGGCUAUCGUCAAGGUUUUGUGUCUGUUCGCUCUCAUCCAAUUCUCUGCCGCCCAACUGCUGGGAGGCCUCGGCUAUGGCGGUUACGGAGGUCUAGGAUACGGCGGACUUGGCUAUGGUGGCUACGGUGGCAUUGGAGGCUACGGAGGCUACGGAGGUUACGGAAUCAAUCCUUACGUUUUCUCUUAUUAUUCUCCCAUAGGUUACGGAAGUAGCUAUUAUGGUGCAAGCCCAUAUGGCUUCAACUCCGCUCUGUAUGGAGGAUACGGAGGCUAUGGUGGCUAUGGAGGCUUCGGUGGAUACGGCGGAUACGGCGGAUACGGCUACGGCAGCUACGGUUAUGGUCGCGGUCUGUACGGUGGCUAUUCUCCUUUGGCUGGUCUUUAUUAAGAAUGAGUUUGAUUUCAGACGUCUCUUUGUCCUUUUUCAACCCGUUUAUAAUAAACCUGUACAUGGAAAACGUAGAAGAGGUUUUAGAAUUUUGCUAUGCGUAUUCCCAAGGCAUUUUUAUCUUUCGCUAGAUCUGAUCAAUAUAAAUACACAAUUUCCAAGUGCAA